Messenger RNA from Hyalella azteca, 1909 nucleotides. It is a transcript of the gene CSN7, whose product is annotated as COP9 signalosome complex subunit 7a-like. Gene Ontology annotation, cellular component: COP9 signalosome. The record is from RefSeq and is a predicted model, not a curated record. The transcript has 5 exons. Bases 56 to 1081 code for a protein of 341 amino acids. NCBI's taxonomy places the organism in Eukaryota, Metazoa, Arthropoda, Malacostraca, Amphipoda, Hyalellidae. Gene Ontology annotation, biological process: COP9 signalosome assembly.
GAUUUGAAAGUUUUGUUAUUGCAACUGCUAUAUGUUCAAUUUGUAGUUAUUCACUAUGGCAUCUGCCAAUGACAGUGGUUUAAGCAGCAGCAUUCUUUCUAUGGACUCUUCAAGCUGCAAUCUUGAGAUUGAAAAGCCAUUGUUAUCUGGAGAUAAACCAGACCCAUCCCCAUCGUCAUCAUCAGCAUUAGACCCAAGCCAUAGCACAAAUGGUGCCAUAGGAGUAGCACCAGCACCUGGUGUUACCUCAAUCUGUGACCCAACGUGUGGCGAUGGUGGGUCGGCUGCCAUUGGGGAGCAGUUCCUCAUACUUGCUAAGUCUGCAAAAGGAGCUGCAGCUGUACAACUCAUCAAAGAAGCUCUUGAAGCUCCUGGUCUUUAUGUCUUUGCAGAACUUCUACAAAUGCCAAAUAUUAAAGAGCUGAAUUCAGUGGUUGAAUACAGCUCAUACUACAGACUGGUGGAGGUGUUUGCAUUUGGAGUUUAUGAAGAUUACCUGAAGAGCGAGCCUCCCUUGCCUCCACUCUCCCCUCUUAUGCUCACCAAGCUUCGUCAUCUCACCAUCAUCACCAUGGCAAACUCAGCCAAAACUUUACUUCUUGAUAAUUUAGUUAAGGAACUUUGCUUAAAUAGUCGGAGAGAGUUGGAGGAUUUAAUAAUUGAAGCUAUUUAUGCAGAUGUGCUACAUGGCAAACUGGACCAGAAGAAUGGGGUCUUGGAAGUGGACUUUGCCUUAGGGCGUGAUAUCAAGCCUGAAGAUCUACCUGAUAUUGCUGCUACUCUUAAGGCGUGGUGCAAUAAUUGCAAUGGACUGCUGGGAACUCUCGAGUCGCUUGUGUUGAAAGCCAACAGUCAGAAGGAGCUAAGUAUACAGCAGGCCAACUACAUCGAGUUUGAGGUAAACAAAAUAAAGGCUAAUUUCCUGCGGCAAGCUGGCUCGAGCGGUGACACUGAAGAUGGUGCUUCUCAGAUCGAAGGUCUCAGAGAUUUCGAGAAGAAACUCCACAGGCAGAAGAAAGGCACUGGGUCUUCAGGCAUGACUAAGGCGAUUCCUUCUAAAUUCUGGCCUAAAUCUUCGUAGCGUCCUAAGUUCAUCGUGUAUUUAUAGGGCAACGAAUAAAAAAUAUUCUUGUAGGAGUGAAGUGGACAGGUGUUUUCACAGUAGAUUUCAGCUCCUCAAAAAACGUAAUAAACAUGCGGUUUAAUUAUUCUACGUAUAUGAAUUGAAUUAAUUAAUGUGACUCUUUGGAAGCAAAGCUCUGUUUUCUUGUGAGAUCAGUUUAUAAACGCCAUUUUAGUCUUUCUGACGAAUAUUUCCUGGCCAAACCCAAACAAUUAUCAUUUAUUUCCUUUUGCUAUGCUUACACUAAAGCUCACAAUCAACGCAAAUAAGCUUUCCAUCUACAAGUCAAAAUGAAAAUCUCUACAAUAUUUUCCAACAGCAUAACCUCCGAAACCAUAUAUUAACACGCUUGGCGUGGUUAAAUUUAUUAUAAACGUAACACUUGCCUAGUUACUCAAUUUUACGUCUGAAUCUCCAAGAUAGAACUUUGUCUGAAUUUUCACCAUUUUUUUUGGGGAGGGGGGGGGGUGUGUUUUGUGAGAUAAAAACAAGAAGCUGGUCGUCCCGUUAACUAUAAAGACGAACAAUUCCUUGUCCCGUCAGUUAUUCCUCGUGUAUCAAUUUUUCAUUUCGCUUUAAUGACUCACAUCUACCCCAGUGAAUUAACACGAGGCCUGCUUGGCCAUCUUUUUGGCUUUCGAUUCCUUUGGCAACGUUGAUAUUCUGAGGAUCCUAAACUAUUUUGCGUAUAGGUAUCUGCGAUGUGUUUGGAAAUUAAAUUCUAUGAGCAGCGAGGUCCCUGUCUCCAUCUUCAGCGGAGAAAACUUCAGGAUAUAUCGUUUUAUG